AUGUUCUGUCUACGAAGCUGGCUACCUCUCCUUUUUAUCCCGACCAACGCCUCCCCGCUCUUCAUCAUCUCGUUUGUUGCCUUGACAUACAUCAUCCACCGGCCAUGUAUCUACUGCUCCGCAUUGCUCCUGAUCCUCUUCGUCUCGUCAUGUCAUUGGUCGGACCGAUGCAUCUUUGACCUACGAAGUAAUUGGUUUGCACCACGCUAUACCUCAGAACCUGGCGAUUAUGCUAUCUCGGGCAACGCAACAUCCGAAGCGACAGUGUCUGGUGAGGGUCUGACGGAAUUUGUUUUCGAUACUAUGAACUCCACCGCCAAAGCCUUGGCUGGUGCUGCGUUGGAGGGCGUCCAGCAACGACUUUCCCCCAGUGGAAUGGAGUCAAGGCCCAACGAGUGGACAGGAGUUGGGUUGGAGUGGGUGCGCAGCCUCUUGGGGAGACGGGAAUGGACUCUUCCAUGUGUCGAUGUCAAAGUUCGACUAUGA
Messenger RNA from Penicillium egyptiacum, 486 nucleotides. The record is from the annotation of a GenBank genome assembly. NCBI's taxonomy places the organism in Eukaryota, Fungi, Ascomycota, Eurotiomycetes, Eurotiales, Aspergillaceae.